Messenger RNA from Sorex araneus (European shrew), 945 nucleotides. Its product is annotated as olfactory receptor 56A4-like. Gene Ontology annotation, molecular function: G protein-coupled receptor activity; olfactory receptor activity. Gene Ontology annotation, cellular component: membrane. The transcript has 2 exons. The coding region runs from base 1 to 945 and encodes 314 amino acids. The record is from RefSeq and is a predicted model, not a curated record. Gene Ontology annotation, biological process: G protein-coupled receptor signaling pathway. Lineage: Eukaryota; Metazoa; Chordata; Mammalia; Eulipotyphla; Soricidae.
AUGGUAAUAUCUUUCAACAAUACAGGGACCCAAGUGACUGAAUUCCUGAUGAUCUGCUUCCCAGAAAUGCAGGACACGCAGCACUGGCUCUCUAUAGUCUUGGCUCCUUUGCUGGUUUUGGCUCUUGGGGCUAACUUUGUACUAUUACUCGCCAUCCGACAGGAAGUAUCUCUGCAUGAACCCAUGUACUAUCUCCUUGCCAUCCUCUCCUUGCUAGAUGUCAUCCUCUGUCUCACAGUCAUACCCAAGGUCCUGUUCAUCUUCUGGUUCAACAUGAAGUCUAUCAGCUUUUCAGGAUGCUUCCUACAGAUGUUCAUCAUGAAUACAUUCCUUCCCAUGGAAUCGUCCACCUUCAUGGUCAUGGCCUAUGACCGCUAUGUGGCCAUCUGCCACCCUCUGCGCUACUCAUCCAUCGUCACAGAGCAGUUUGUCAUUUAUGCAGCCAUCUUUAUUGUCUUCCGCAAUUUGGUGGCCACACUGCCAACACCAGUUAUGGCUGCCAGGCUCAACUACUGUGCUGGCAAUGUGGUGGAGAAUUGUAUCUGUGCCAACAUUUCUGUAGCAAGGCUCUCUUGUGAGGAUAUUCGCUUCAAUAAACUCUACCAGUUUGUAAGUGUUUGGUGCUUACUGGGUUCUGAUCUGGUACUCAUCUUACUAUCUUACUGUUUCAUCCUCAGAGCUGUUAUGCGCCUACAGUCAGGGGGUGCAGCCACCAAAGCCCUGAGUACAUGUGGCUCCCAUAUCAUUCUUAUACUUUUCUUCUAUACAUUGCUACUGGUCUUCAUCUUCACAAACAAGGCAGGAAAGAAAGUGCCCUCAGACGUGCCCAUUCUUCUCAAUGUCUUGCACCAUCUCAUCCCACCAGCUCUGAACCCUAUUGUUUAUGGAGUGCGAACCCAGGAAAUCAAACAAGGGAUUCUCAAGCUAUUCAAGUACCAACGCUGA